AUAAAGUAGCUCAUUGGCCAUUGCCAUGGGCCAAACUCUGAUAGACUUCAGGUAUUUUCCCUCGACUUUUUUGAAUCAAUACAUUACCCAUCGUUUCUCCCAUUUUGAGUUUUUUCUUCUCCAAGAAAUAAAUAAAUAAAUUUAAAAUAAAAACCCUAAAUCCCAUCAAUAAAACCGGACCCCAAAAUCUCCAUUGACGAAACCAGACUACUAGGGUUUUUUGAGGAUCAUGUACGUCUCCUUCAACGAUCACCAUGAAAUCAAAGCUCCGCAAGGAAGCUAAAACCCAAGCUUCGACGAUGACGAAGACGACGACUGCAACCCCAUCGGAGCUCUCGUUCGCCAUAGCCAGAAUCGCAGUCUCCCAGAUCUGUCAGUCAGUGGGAUUCAAAGCCACCCAGCUCUCCGCCCUCGAGACCCUGACCUUCGUGGCCACCAAGUACCUCCAGGCCAUAGCCGGGUCCGCUGCCUCCUUCACCAACUCCUCCAACCGCACCCAAUCCAACCUCCUCGACCUCACCAACGCCCUCCACGACGUCGUUUCACUCCACAGCGGCGGCUUAUCCGGAGGCUCCAUUCUCCACAGACCCACUUCCACUCUCCUGUCCACCUCAGGGGUCCUAAAGGACCUCGCCAAUUUUGUCUACUUCCACGACGAAAUUCCAUUCGCCAAGCCGAUUCCCCGGCCGGACAGUACUAGUUCCUCCGGCAACUCGAGUCCCGGGACUAAAAACUUAGAUUGUUCCCGGGGCUCGCAUGUUCCAAAAUGGCUGCCCGGAUUUCCAAACGGAAACAAUGGGGUUGAUGAGAUUUACCCAGGGAAGGGAAAGAGAAAGAACGGGGAGAGCUUGUGGGAGGAAUCGGUUCUAGUGAGGAGUGAUUUGGGGUGGAAGAAUUGGAAUGAAAAUGGUCGAAAAAGGGUAGUUGGGGAGGGGAAAGUGGAAACGGGGAGAGGGAAUGUGAGGUUUAAGAUGGGUUCAAGGAGUGGGGUUUGUAGGCUAGAAAACAAUAAGAACAAUGUCAAUGACAAAAGUAAUGGGAUUGAUAAGGAAGAGAAGAUCCUUGUGUACAAGAGAAGAAGAAGAAGGGAUGAUGGUGGGCGCUUAAUCAAUUUGUGAUAAUUUAAAGUCAUGAAGAGAGUAUAGAUCAAGCUGUAUCCUCCAUCUGUAAUGUGAUUUUGAGUUCAAACAUUUUCAAGAAGAUUGAUAAGGGUGGAUUUGAAUGAAUUAUGGUUGGAUAA
Molecule: messenger RNA, 1240 nt
Organism: Juglans microcarpa x Juglans regia
Lineage: Eukaryota; Viridiplantae; Streptophyta; Magnoliopsida; Fagales; Juglandaceae
Product: transcription initiation factor TFIID subunit 8
Exons: 1
Coding region: 255-1118 (287 amino acids)
Cellular component (GO): transcription factor TFIID complex
Molecular function (GO): protein heterodimerization activity
Source: RefSeq, a predicted model, not a curated record